Messenger RNA from Scomber japonicus (chub mackerel), 2564 nucleotides. It is a transcript of the gene chmp2ba, whose product is annotated as charged multivesicular body protein 2Ba. The record is from RefSeq and is a predicted model, not a curated record. Gene Ontology annotation, biological process: endosome transport via multivesicular body sorting pathway; late endosome to vacuole transport; protein transport. The transcript is spliced from 6 exons. Bases 144 to 791 code for a protein of 215 amino acids. NCBI's taxonomy places the organism in Eukaryota, Metazoa, Chordata, Actinopteri, Scombriformes, Scombridae. Gene Ontology annotation, cellular component: ESCRT III complex; multivesicular body.
CCAGGAAGCCGAGGCUGCUACACUGACACAACGCCCCGGUUUGUCGGCUAAACGGCGAUAUAACAUUAGGAAUCACGUAGUAUAUCCCAACAGGGCUUUUCUUUUUUUGUAUUUUGGUGUUUAAGUUCAUACAAAUCGAAAACAUGGCUUCCCUUUUCAAGAAGAAGACUGUCGAUGACAUUAUCAAAGAACAAUCAAAGGAGCUGCGCGGUACUCAGAGACAGAUCACCAGGGACAGAGCCGCGCUGGAGAAGCAAGAGAAACAAAUGGAGGCAGAGAUCAAGAAAAUGGCUAAGAGCGGUAACCGGGAGGCAUGUAAGAUCCUCGCCAAGCAGCUAGUCCAGUUGCGGAAGCAGAAGAACCGCACCUACGCUGUCAGCUCCAAGGUCACCUCCAUGUCUACGCAGACCAAGGUCAUGAACUCCCAAAUGAAGAUGGCCGGUGCCAUGUCCUCCACAGCCAAGACGAUGCAAGCAGUGAACAAAAAGAUGGAUCCACAGAAGACCCUGAAGACCAUGCAAGACUUCCAGAAGGAGAACAUGAAGAUGGGCAUGACUGAAGAAAUGAUAAACGACACAUUGGAUGAGAUCUUUGACGAGUCUGGGGAUGAAGAAGAAUCUCAGGACAUUGUCAACCAGGUCCUGGAUGAGAUCGGCAUUGAGAUCACAGGAAAGAUGGUGAGAGCUCCAGCUGCAGGAAAGAGCGUCCCCAGUGCUGCCUCCUCCUCUAAACAAGCCACCAUCUCUGACGACGAGAUUGAGAGACAGCUCCGAGCCCUGGGAGUGGACUAAUUGUCUUUCUUUGUAUUAAUGCUCUCAUUAUGAACCCAGUGCAACAUUAAUACUGAGACUCUGUUAGACUCUCUGGUUUUAUCACGGUUGAAAUUCUUCAGGUGUAACAAUAGGUACACACACACACACACACGCAUACACACACAUACUCAUAUAUAUAUAUAUAUAUAAAGAUUUGAAGGCAUGCAGACAGAUCAUAUACAUAUUCAGACAUCCUUUGGCAGGGUGCCUUACAGAUCCCGAUGACAAAACAUCUGAUCUAUUUAUACUAAAAUAAUAUUUAUUAUGACAUAUGUGCAGCCACAGCCUGAAGGUGGUCCAAUAGAUGCUUAACAUAAAGAGAACUGACCCACCUACACUGUUGUUUACCACCCAUCUUCUUCUACAGGGCUAAGGGCUACCUUGAAAUUAGCUUUUCCUAUCUGAUGUUAUGGUUUAACUUCUGUCAACUUUUACGUGACUGAAGAUGGAUGGUCUUUUUGAGCGUUUUAAUGACUUAAACAUGGUAAUUAAAAAAACCUUAAGGGUUGUCAGUAAGCAGAUGGAACUUGAGCUUCCAACUCCAACUGGUUACAACCUACUAUCAUUAUUACCAUCUGAUUCACUUCACUUCUGGGGCAAGCAAUCCUUGUUAGGCUUGUUAAGCAUUCACUGUGAAAUGUUUCCAUUAUUUUGCAGGUAGGAUGCUGUCAUUUAAUUUCUUUGCCAUCAUAAGGAAUCAGAGAUAAGACUUUAACAUGAAAGUGAACGUGAAAAAAUGCAUCAUCACACAAUCAUCACAGAACAAAUGAAACAACUAGCUAAUUAUCAUGCUUUUAAAAAUAGGUAUGUUACCAUAUAUAGAGGAGAAGAUGUAAAUCAGUCAACAUAUGCAUGUGAAAUGUGUAUCUGAUGUUAUUGCCCUCAGGCAAGAAUAAAGCCUUCACUUCACCUCUAAAUAAUGCAUGAGAUUGUGAGAUGAAGUGAUCUGAAGGUAAACUGGCCAGCAUUUAAUUACCACCACUGAGGUUGUGAUGCACAGAUUUUCAGAGAAAACGUAAUCAAACACAAAUUGGGAUUUACGAAAGGCUGGAAUAUCAAAGAGUUUUUAAUCGAUAGUUUAAUACUACUGAGUAAUCAAAUUAGGGUAGGGUUUUUUUGGGGGGUUUUUGGUUGAUGUUGCUAUCUGAUCAUGUAUCUUAUAUUGGACAUGGGAUUUAUACAGUGAUUGUAGGAUGGCACUGGUCAUGCAGUCCUUCUUCUCUUACAGCUGCUGUGCAGUUACUGUCACUUGUUAUUUUAAGCUGCCUCACAAACAUACAAACACACUACAGCCACGGUGUGAAUGAAGUGUUUGCCAACACUGUGAUCCAGGAGAUGUUUUCACCUCUUCAGAGCUGAAGGUGAUUCUUCUGUCUGAUCAAUUUAUGUGUCAGCAAGCUUCAGGCCUCAUGAGAGUGACAUUGGCAUCUGCUGAUGUUGGUUUAGUUUUAGUUUUUUGCUCUCUCUGGCAUUUUGUUUCCAUUGCCAAAAAACGUUUCUUGCGUGUGUCUGACAUGUAGUACAAUACGUAAUCCAUUGUUUUUGCAAAACACUCCUUCCUUUACUGCUUAACAAUCUUUUCUGAUUGUGAGUGUGAACAAUGUUUUAACAGAUUUUGACAUUGAUUGAGUGUGAUUUGAUUGUUAGGAAACUUCCACACUUUUGAAGUGUAUGUAUCCUCAUCUUUCUUUGUUUCCUUAGUCAUUGUAAAGUGACUAUGUACAGGGGCUUUUAUAAAUAAUAAAGUUUCUU